UCCCAGGCCCUGUCCCAGAGCCCGUGUCCUGCCAGGCAAACAUGUUUUCCUUCAAGCUCCUCUGAAACCCUCUUAUCUCCCCUAUACAGCCCAGUCCAGAUUCCAGGCGAACAUGGGGUACUCCCAGAGAAAUAUAGUCUUUGCUGUCUUCCUGGGAGCCACAAUAAUAUCAGGAAUCAUCACCCUCAUCCUUGUUCUCAUUGAUGUCACAGAAGUCCUCCUGCCUCCAGCCACCAAGUACGGGAUGGUGUUCGAUGCUGGAUCCUCGCACACAUCUCUCUACAUCUACAAGUGGCCAGCCAACAAAGAGAACGACACUGGCAUUGUGAGCCAGGCUCUGUCCUGCAAUGUGGAAGGGCCGGGGAUUUCUCAUUACAUCACAGACCCCGUGAAGGCUGGGGAGAGCUUGAGGGCUUGUAUGGAGAAGGCACUGGCCCUGAUCCCAGAAGACCAGCACCAGGAGACUCCCACUUUCCUUGGGGCCACAGCAGGGAUGAGGCUUCUGAGAGAGAAGAAUAGUUCACAGGCGCAUCGGAUCUUUGAAGAAGUCGGCAAGGUCCUGGAGCAGUUCCCUGUCCGUUUCCAGGGAGCCCAAAUCCUGACAGGCAAUGAGGAAGGAGCCUUUGGCUGGAUCACCGUUAACUACAUCCUGGGGACCCUGGUGAAGUACACCUUCUCAGGGGAGUGGAUCCAACCCCCUGUGGCUGAGCUGGUGGGAGCCCUAGACCUAGGUGGAGCUUCGACACAGAUCUCCUUCCUUCCUCUUGACCCCAUCACUGACCCAAGCACCAAGACCACCUUACGCCUCUAUGGGUACAACUACAGUGUCUACACACACAGCUACCUGUGCUAUGGGCAGAACCAGAUGCAGAAACGGCUCCUGGACAUUUUGGUGCAGACCAGUCCUUCUGAAGUGGUCCGGAACCCAUGCUACCAUGGUGGAUAUGAGGAUACACUGUCUCUGGACGACCUGUAUGACACGCCCUGUGUCCAGAACUCCCAGCACCCUUAUCCUCAGAGCCUCAAGGUGGAGGGGACAGGAAACCCAGAUGCUUGUUACUCUGUCAUCAAUAGCCUCUUCAACUUUUCUUCCUGUGGAGGGAGAAGAGAUUGUGCCUUUGAUGGCAUCUAUCAGCCUGAGGAGCAUGGCCAGUUCUAUGCAUUUUCUGGAUUCUAUUACACUUUCCACUUCUUGAACCUCACAGGCGGCCAGUCUUUGCACACUGUGAAUAAGACCAUUUGGGAUUUCUGCCAAAGGCCCUGGAAACAGGUGGAGGCCAGUUACCCAAAGGAGAAGCAGUAUCUGUACAACUACUGUACCAAUGCCAUGUACAUCCUCAUCCUCCUGACCAAUGGCUACAAAUUUAAUGAUGAAACCUGGACCGACAUCCACUUCUGCAAACAGGUUUCAGGCACGGACAUUGGCUGGACCCUGGGCUACAUGCUGAAUCUGACUAACAUGAUCCCGGCGGAGGCACCAGAAAUGAAGCAGGCAGAAAGUUAUGGUGUCUGGGUUGCUGCUGUCUUCUUUGUGGUCCUGACUGUUGUCACGAGCAUUGGUUCUGGAGUCAUCCACUGUUUUUGGAGCCCUGACUAGGCCUCAGAAUUAAGCCGCCGUGAUGAGCAUCCCUGGGGUGGGGCAAGAGGAGCCUGGUUCUGAGCUUCUGAUAAACCGAAGACUGGUUCAUUGAACUCCUGGGGAGACCCACUCCAUCCCAGCCUGAGCACAGGGAACUUCUGUCUCUAAAAGGCUUUUGAGGUUCCUUUGGGUAUCUUGACCAUUGUGUUAUAUGUGUUUUCUGUGGAUAAUUCUGGUCCUCAGCCAGCUCUCUGGAAGGGACUAGGCUUGAGCUGAUGAUAUUUGGGGGUGAGUUGAGGGGAAGAGUGAAAGUCUAGGGGGGGACUUUUGGGAGGGAGAGGCCUAAGAUAGGAGAAGUGAUGGCAAGGUAUAGUGGACAAAGAACUCGACUGAAGAUUCUGGACACUUAAAACCUAGUGCUGCCUCUGUAAUCAACCAGUUGUGUGACCAGGGGCAAGUCAUUGCCCUCUUUAGAGCCUCAAUUUUUUCAUCUGUAAGAUGAAGGGGAUUGGACUAAAUGAUCAUUAAGGCCCCUUUCUUCUCUGUAAUUAUGUAAAAAAUGACAGCGUGAUUGAGAGAAUGCUGAUUUUCCAGAAGGGAAUCUGACCCAAGGAUGAUAACAAAAGGAUACAUCCUGGGAUAUGUAUCAAUGCUGUUAUCCAAGAUGAGCUCAAGCCACGGAGAGAGGCAGGAGGAGCAAGUUCUUUGGCGACAGCCCCAUUCCAGGGUUCACCUCUGGCUUCUCUCUCACCCUGGAGCAGCCCUAGCCAACGCCUGCCAGGCUGAGGAUUUUUGUAUUCAUUCUUUUCCCCAUCUAGAUCUGAUAGAUCUCAUCUUAUAGAACUUGCUUAUCCUCCCUCAAUUCCUCAAAUCCCUUGAUGCUAGCUGCCAUUCUGUAUAGUUGUACAUACAUCUUUGCAUGCAGUCUCCUCCAUUAGACUGUGAGCUCCUUGAGAGCAGGGACUGUCCUUUCCCUUAUAUUGUAUAUCCUUAUAUUCACUCAAUACAGUGCCUGGCGCAUAGUGAGCGCUUAAUAAAUGCUUGCUGACCAACUAA
Messenger RNA from Gracilinanus agilis (Agile Gracile Mouse Opossum), 2635 nucleotides. RefSeq names its product ectonucleoside triphosphate diphosphohydrolase 8 (gene ENTPD8). Gene Ontology annotation, biological process: nucleoside diphosphate catabolic process. The transcript has 10 exons. Gene Ontology annotation, molecular function: GDP phosphatase activity; UDP phosphatase activity. Gene Ontology annotation, cellular component: plasma membrane. Bases 113 to 1597 code for a protein of 494 amino acids. The record is from RefSeq and is a predicted model, not a curated record. Lineage: Eukaryota; Metazoa; Chordata; Mammalia; Didelphimorphia; Didelphidae.